Cylas formicarius (sweet potato weevil) is the source of this 5434-nucleotide messenger RNA. RefSeq names its product venom allergen 5.02-like. The record is from RefSeq and is a predicted model, not a curated record. Gene Ontology annotation, cellular component: extracellular region. Lineage: Eukaryota; Metazoa; Arthropoda; Insecta; Coleoptera; Brentidae. The transcript is spliced from 3 exons. Bases 4071 to 4862 code for a protein of 263 amino acids.
AGCACAAUAAAUAUUCAAAGCCCGUUUUUCUCUAUUAUGGAAGAGAACUUAAGUCGUGAUAAUUGAAUCUAUGCCCGUGCGUGUGAUAAAACACUCAUUAUCCUCGUUUCCAAUUACUGCAAUUUCCUUUAUUAGAUACUCAUGUCUCGAUAAUUUGUUUUCUAAUUGCGUCGAGCAUUAUUUUACAAUUCACAGGAGGCACCUCGAUUUUAAAUUUAAAAAGCUACCGUCUUCGUCGAUGCGGUAAAUAAACAGCUACAUAAAGAUUUGAAAAAUUUGAUACACUCUAAAAGAAUCGAAACAUUUAGAGGGUCAAGUAGAAAUAAUAAAAUUUUGAUUAAGGUCUCGCAUUUUGACAGUUAUUCCUUAAUCGGCAAUCUUUAGUUCCGCAACAGUUCCUAUUAAAAUCACCAGAGGCCGCUCGAUGGUUCCAGUUCGCUCAUUGGAACAGCCUUUGCCUUUUAAUAACAAAUAAUUUUUAUGAUGCUUAAUUGCAAGAACGGGAAACGAUUCUUGUUUUCGAUGAACAUCUUAUGCCAAUUAAGACGAUUCGUUCUAUCCAAAUCGGAUUUUUUCCAAGUAACUUGACUGACAGCGAGCAUUUAUCUUUUAAAAAAUAACUGUUUUUUAUAAUAGCUUCGCCUACGAGGCAAUAACUCAUCAGAUAUAUUAUAAAUUACCUUUGCAAUUCUUUAAACACUCCAUAAUACGCGAUCAUUCAUUUUUGGGAAUACGAAUGCGCCUGUUAAUUUUAUCUAGUGUUUAGUGACACCAUAUUUUUACAUUUAAUUAAAUGUAAUUUAAUUACAAUUAAAUCGCCACAAUUUAACUAAUACCGAGUGGUUUGAUUUUCGUAAUCAAAUCGAAAUAAUAAAUAAAUCAAUAUUGUUAACCUCAAACUUAAUAUGCACGUAGAAGUUUAACAUUUCGUUCGCAGAGUAACUUAAUAAAUAAAAAGCUUAUACCACCACCAUUUAUCACACAGCGCUGCUGAAAAUAAUCUUAAAAUCCCUAAAUUUCUAUUGUCAACUCAGACUCCUGGAAAGUUUUGUCGUAAUCCAGCUCUGAAACAGUGCAUAUAGUGACAUUUUUUCAAAAUAAAAUAGUGACAAAAGUUACUAGCAACCCGGUAAGACUGUUCAUAUUGCAAUAAACGCUUCAUCCUCUAUCAAAACAAAAACAGCAUUAUAAAAACAGAAAUAAUGAAAAAUGUGCAACAUUCCUGUCAAGUCCAAGUCCGGUACUGGGUCUAUUUGCAUAAGUUGCAUAAAAAAUAAAAAAUUAACAGUUAUGGCACCGGGUCGGCCUUAAAUGGAAUACGUAACGUUACUUUUGCAACUUAAGAGACCUGAAAUAUGCGCCACAAAUAUUCCGUUCGAUUUCGAAUGUUAUUUUUGUGCUGUUUGGGUUUCGUUUCUUUUUGAAUUAACGGAUCCCCGAAACUAUUUUACGUUGUUUUUAAAUGGCUCAUAAUUAAUUACAAUCGCUAUUUUCCUUCGAGACAGCGCAACAUGCUAAAAUUAUAAUAAGUCAACAGAGGAAGGAAUAAGCAAGACACACAAAUUAUAUGAAACUUAACGUUUCAUGAAACAAAAGAGCUGUUGAGAAUCUCGAAUCUUCAUCGUGGUGGCUUUUGCCCGCAAUUAUGGAAGUUACCUGCCAACGGCAAUAGCACUACGGCCCGGUAGGUAUUAAAGGACAGAACAUUAGGGACCCUAAAUUCAUAGCUAGGAAUAUCUAUACAUAAUUACAUUUUUAUUCUAAAUUUCUAUAUCUAAUUCUGUUUCACUAUCAGAGUCGUCAUUCAGAUUAAUCAUACUAGGAUUUAUGUUGUUUUGUAUAGAAAUGUAAGAUUCCGCAAUUUUUAUAAUGUGCUGUACUGAAUUUUUGCAGUCCUCAAUUGGUAUUGGAAUCAAAUUUAUAAGACAAGGACUUAAGGUAGGAGAAUUUUCUGUUCUGACCUAUGAGGUUAAACAUUCAAUGAUAUGGGGGAAAAUUUAAAACAGUAUGUCCAGCCCAUUCAGCUAAUUUAUAUGAAUUUAGGACUUCCAAAAGUUGUGCUUUUUUAUAGCUGCAUUCAAAAUAAUUAUCAUUUUCUAACAAAUAUUCCUAUUUCAGUUUUUGAACUUGAUGAGGCCGGUGCUUUGUGUAGCAGACUGCUGUAGUAGCUUGCGAUAUCCAUGACAAUAACACUGCUAUCGGGGAUAAUUUUUUGAAAGAAUAUUUUAAAAUCAAUUUUCAAAAAGUUUAAUAAUAAUGAUAAUAAUAUUUAUUUCAAAUUUGUUACAUAUUAUAACAAAGUGAAAUGACGUCAAACAUAAGUCUGUCACAAAUAAACUAACUAGCCUAUUACAUAUUACGGUAGUCAUUAAGACAAUAAGGUUCUAACUGAAUUAACAACUGUUUAAUUUUCGUCUUCAACAAACGUUGACUCUCAAUCCGUUUAAUAUGCAGUGGUAACUUAUUGUAAAGCUUAACACACAUAUCUUCCGGGCCUGUUUCAGUAUUUUUUUCUAUUUCUCUAUAACUAUUUCUUAAAUGCUGAAAAAUGUUUAAAUUUCUACGUAAAAACAUUAGACAUUUAAAGAUGUACAAAGCGUGCAUGCGUGCUGUGAUACGAACAUAUCUUGUGUUCUACUGUGACGUACCCCGAAUAUUAUUCCAUAUUUAAAUACAGAUCGGAAGUUUGCAAAAUCAAUUAUUUUUAAGGUUUUAAUAUCUAAAUACUUGGCAAGAACUUUAAUUCCAUUGAAUUUAGUUUGUUUAGUAAGUGAUUUAUAUGAAAUGUCCAGCCCAAAUUUGCAUCAACUGCAUCAACGAAAACGCCCAAAAACUUGACACUUUCCGAAACGUCGAAUCAAUUCUCCGCGAUUUCUAGUUUUGUUAUAUUUUCUAAUUUUGAUUUUUUUGUUUUGAAGAUUAUUAUGUUCGUUUUAUUUGUAUUAAAAAUUAGUUUUUUUUAUUAAACCAUAGUUUUACAUGUACGAAAAAACUACCGCUAUCGCUUAACGAUUGUGCCAUGUUUUUGGUGCCAGUUAUCAAAUUUGUGUCGUCCACAUAAUUAAGGAUUGUGUGACAAGCUAGAAUUACGGUGAUGCGUUUUCCUUUAUUUGAAGGUGCUUCCGUCUGAGAGUUUGGAGUCGAAUCAACCCAUCCUUUGAAUUUCUUGAAGGUAAUUAAAUCUCCAAGUGCGUAAUCUUUGUGAUUCCAUUACUACUUGCCUUUUGUCUAUUUUGCGGUACUUAAAUCCCAUUUUACAAACAACUCUAUGGAGAGUGACUGGGCUUCUAUUUAUAUUGGGUUUCAUCUUCCUCUAGUUUCUUAUUCAGCUUAUCCAAGGUAGGAACAACUUCGCUCUGAUAAAAACAAUAUGUUGUCAUUCUUAUUAGGUCCUGAUCGCUACUGUCUAUAAGGUGAAUUUGAAAAUCGCUACUUUUAUUCCUUUUUUUCAGUUCUUCACUACUAAUAAUAUCCGUUAUCCACAAUAUUGGCGUGUUUGUAAGUAGACAGGUUUCUUUUAAAACUUCUUGUUGAGUAAGUCCUCUACUGAAUAAAGUUUCAUACACAUUUUUCACAACCUGUUUUGCAUCAAGCGACAAAUGAUGACUAUACCGAAUCCGGAAUAGUUAAUCGCUUAAGGAAUUAAAUACUAUCGAACUCUUGCUAUUUUGUCUAUUAGAGCUACUAUGAAAGUAGGGACAGAGAUUUAGUAUCCAUAAAUCGUGUUGCGAUUGCAAAGCUGGUUUGGCAGGAAGUUGCAAGUAUACACUGCUGCAGUUCUCAUAGGUAGAUUUAAAGAAUACAAUUCUUGUUUUAGGAUAAUUGUUAUUUACAAUUCCUGAAGUGAUCUUAGUCAACAGAACAAUUUGUAUUGUGAUUGAAUUUAGAAUCGCCAAGCUUUUUCUUUAAUGGCACUUUUUUAAGCAAUAUCAACAGAACCAUAGAAAGUAAGCACGGAACUCAGAUGAAAACAGCGUAAUCAUUCCAAAUUUUUACUUUCCAUCUAUAUUAACAUCUUUUCCGCCAGAGGUCUCACUGAAUUGUAAAAUCGCCAAUAUAAGUGUCACUCAAUGUCUAAUUCGAUCGUGUCAAUUUACUUUCUUCUAUUCCAAGCCGAUGCGCUUCUGAUUAAAGACAUCGAUUGGUGCAAACAACCUUGCGGAAAUAAAAAUCACACGGUAUGCAAACUCGGAAUAAGUUGCCCAGCCGUCAAAGGAUGUCAACAUGCUAACGGAUACGACAAACACAUGAGAGAUUUGUUUGUCGACUUACACAACGAACUAAGGAACAAGGUGGCUCUAGGUGAAGAAGAGGGAGUGCCGAGGGCGGAAGACAGGGUGGCCAAUAUGAUGGCUCUCUCGUGGGACCAUCAUUUGGAAUACGUGGCAAGAUGCCAUAACAGACAGUGUACUGCUACGCGUGACGAAUGCAGAUCGACGCCGAAGUUCCCCAACGUUGGUCAAAAUAUAUUUUCAACCAAUAUUUCGAGUACAACGGGCCAUUCUAUGUCGUCGGUUGAUUUGCCCAAAAGAGCUAUCACGUCGUGGUUUAGAGAAAUCGAAUUCGUACCGUUGGAAGUUUACAAGAGAUAUGAAAAGACUGACCUCCCGGGAGAACAAUACACGCAAGUUGUAUGGGCAAAGACCACUCAUAUUGGGUGUUCAAUGAGCCAGAAGGUUUACGCGAAUCUGACGCAGUACUUUGUGGUGUGCAAUUAUGGAGCAGGAGGGAACGUAAAGGGCCAACCGAUUUUCGAAAGGGGCACACCGUGUUCUGAAUGUCAAGGGAACAGUUGCAACCGAAAGUGGGCAGGUCUUUGUGGCGACGUGGAGUUUGCCAAGAAGUGUCCGUGUGAAAAGUGAAACAGAUUGAAUUAAGAAAAAAAAAAGUAAAAAUAGCAAUAGCAUAUCAUAUUAUAAAUAUAUAAUAUAUAAUAAUUGGAAACUAGAUCGUCGCUGAGCGUGACACCGUAUUGAUUUUUGUCAGUUUCUUUAAAGUAUCACCUUUAUUGGGCAUCCCGAUAAAUCUCAUCGCAUGAUGUAUUAAAAUAAGAAUAUUUUUGCAGAUUAUUUCGCCGAUUUUGCGGAUUUUUGGUAAAGUAAUUCUGCUUAUAAAGGGGUGCAAAAUGCGAAACUUUAAAAUUUUUUAUUGUUAAGUCACAGCUUCAAUUUUAAAUAUCUUGGAAUAAGAGUAACAAUAACAAAGUAAUAAUAACAGAGUAAUAAAGUAACACGUUUUUGGCAUUCGUUUUGUCAACAUAUGUCGUAAGCCCCUUAAUUUUUGAACUACAGGCUGUUAAAAUUUAAGACAAAGACAAAGUUUUUUUUUGUCAUAAUUUUUUCUAUUCAAGCAUUUAGCCUUCGUGGACUGCACUGCUAAAAAUAGAAAACUAAUUUUUUAUACCUUCACAAAUAAAUCACUGAUAAAAAUUAAA